AGAGCGCUUUACGACAGUUGCUUUGAGGCAGCACCGGAGGAGGAAGAUGGCGGCCGCCUUGGUAGCAGCUCGGGGAGUAGGGCCGGCACCGGCCUGGGGGCCGGAGGCCAUCACUCCAGACUGGGAAAACCGUGAAGUCUCAACGGGGACCACUAUCAUGGCCGUGCAAUUUGACGGGGGCGUGGUAUUGGGGGCGGACUCCAGAACAACCACUGGGUCAUACAUCGCCAAUCGAGUGACUGACAAGCUGACUCCUAUUCAUGAUCGAAUUUUCUGCUGCCGCUCAGGCUCAGCAGCUGAUACCCAAGCUGUAGCUGAUGCUGUCACUUACCAGCUUGGCUUCCACAGCAUUGAACUGAAUGAGCCUCCACUGGUGCACACAGCAGCCAGCCUCUUUAAAGAGAUGUGUUACCGAUACCGGGAAGACCUGAUGGCGGGAAUUAUUGUUGCUGGCUGGGAUCCUCAAGAAGGAGGGCAGGUCAGACCCUCUUCUCCUCCCCAACCCAUUCCUGUGUGA
Messenger RNA from Microcebus murinus (gray mouse lemur), 517 nucleotides. The record is from RefSeq and is a predicted model, not a curated record. NCBI's taxonomy places the organism in Eukaryota, Metazoa, Chordata, Mammalia, Primates, Cheirogaleidae.